AUGUCACAGACUCUUCAGAUUCUUGAGGAUCCGGAUUAUCAGGUGAUCGAGGAAGGCAAGUUCUGCUUCUGCAACGGAGUGGAGGUUGGGCACACGGCACCUUUGGGACCGGUGCCUCAGGUCUUUCGUCAGCGACGGAAGGAUCAGAAGUACGAUGACUCUGAGUGGGAGCCUCUGAUGGGGAACUAUCGGGACGGCCCUGAGGUGGAGAAAUCUUUGCUUGAGGCCUUCGCCAAGGAGGAAGCAGAGGGCCGGAUGUUCCCUUUGUCUUUGGCGGAGGCACGCCAGCGCUACCCUGGAUCGUCGCUUCGUGUGGCGGCUCAGGCAGUGAUUCCGAAACCUGACCAGGACUUCAGAGUGGUCCAUGACGGGACUCACGGGGUCCAGGUGAACAAUGAGAUCAUCAUGAAGGACCGUCUUGAAUCUCCGGGAGCCAGGGAGGUUUCUUCGAUCCAGAAGUUGGGCACGGUCUCCGACGAGAAGGUGCUCUUUGGGCUGGUUGGAGACGUGAAGAAGGCACCGUGGUUUCAGAUCACUCUUGACAAGGAGGACGCCCCUUGGCUUUUCAGAGAAGGCCUCGGCAGCUCAUGGGCGAGCACGUCGGCUGAGAUGCUGGCGUCGUUGGCGGCUCUUCAUUUCUUGAAACGUGAUUUUCGAAACAUCUGGGAUGGGCCCGGUCUCUUCCAGGCCUGCUUCUGCGGGGGGACGGACAAUAAGUCUGCGGAUGCGCUUUCUUGCAAAUUGCUUACUACUCGAGUUCCUUUGAUGUUCGUUGUGAUGGAGUUCGUGACUUUCUGCGAUGGCCUCGGCUUCAGAUGCAACUUGAGUUGGAGGCCGAGAGACUCCAAUCAGGAGGCCGAUCGCAUCACGAAGCACAACUUCUCAGACUUUGAUGGAUCUCUGAGGAUCCCUUUCAGUUGGUCCGACAUGACCAUGUCAGUUCUUUCUCCUCUCUUGAGGUUUGCAAACUUUCAGUCGGAGAUUGAUGAUAUCAGGACAUCCACUUUGGAGGAUGUCGGUUCGACCCCAAGGAUCAGAUUCGAGAAGAGCCAGUGGGGUUAG
Messenger RNA from Symbiodinium sp. CCMP2456, 1062 nucleotides. The record is from the annotation of a GenBank genome assembly. NCBI's taxonomy places the organism in Eukaryota, Dinophyceae, Suessiales, Symbiodiniaceae.